CUUUGAAUUCCUUUCGCCUACCCAAAUCCUCUUCUUUCCAAUCCUUUCCGCUACAUCCAGUCCACCAUCACCCGCCAAACAGACCCAAAUCCAGAAAUCAUGCGUGCUACAUUCUUCAUCUCUGCUCUCGUGAGCGCCAGCGCUGUCUCCGCCCUUCCCACCAUCCUCUCUAGCCGAGGAGAAUACUGUGACAAGUCUCCCUCCGAUGGCCGUGCCGCCACCAUCUUCAAGCAGCAAGACUUCCAGGGCGACAAUGUCGCUGCCGAUUUCCAGCCUGUCCCAGUCACCUACGGUUCCUGCUUCAGCAUGAACAACUUCUACGGCAACUGGGCUUCCACCACCAGGAGCUUGAUUGUCAACGACGGUUUCAAGUGCGAGUUCUACACGGAUGCCACCUGCACCAGCGCACCACUCUGCCUCACCGGCCAGGGCGAGCAAAACGUCCAGCACACCCUCCCCGAGGGCUUCGACGGAAACAUCCAGAGCGUCCAGUGCAACGCCGUCUAAACCUCUCCACCUCGUCCAUCCCAAUCGACCGAC
Periconia digitata is the source of this 540-nucleotide messenger RNA. The record is from the annotation of a GenBank genome assembly. NCBI's taxonomy places the organism in Eukaryota, Fungi, Ascomycota, Dothideomycetes, Pleosporales, Periconiaceae.